Messenger RNA from Penicillium olsonii, 1107 nucleotides. Lineage: Eukaryota; Fungi; Ascomycota; Eurotiomycetes; Eurotiales; Aspergillaceae. The record is from the annotation of a GenBank genome assembly.
AUGGCCGACGAUGAUACCCAUCUCUCUCUGCCGAGUGCGCCUCCCAGCUCAUCCACCUCACACUUCUACCCGUUCGCAACCUCACCAGAUGUCAUCCGCUCCCACGAGAAAGAUGCAUUUCUCACCAGCAGCCUAGUCCAUCAAUCGCAGGGCAUUGUCCGAGCCCUCCGUGGUGCCCGCUUCGCGCACACCUACUCAGACUCAAUAAAACAUAUCACCGAACUCCUCUACUUCUCUUUAACAACUGCUCUCGGCAACCGCACCCUCGGCGAGGAAUAUUGCGACCUCGUCCAACUAGAAGACGAUACACUCCAAUUACCCUCCAUCGGGCGACGAGUGGGAUACAUCUUAAGCAGCAUUCUCGUGCCAUGGACACUUCAGCGACUCCUCCCCGCCCUCCGACAUCGGAUCCGCAACAAGCUAGAGCGCAAUGUCGCGCGUGCACAGCUCCGCGCAGCACAGCAGGCUGGCCUGCUCAAUAAGCCUCAGCUUUCAGCCCCGGUGAAGAAACCAUUCUUUACCAAGCUGCGCGUUCAACAAUAUCUGCUUGAGCAUCUGGACUCAAUCACCUCCGUGUCACCCAUUUACGCUCUGAGUAUUGCCACAUUCUAUUUCACGGGCUCAUAUUAUCAUCUUUCGAAGCGUCUUUGGCGCUUGCGGUAUGUCUUCACGAAGAAGAUAGAUGAUAAUGAGCAGCGGAUCGGGUACGAGGUUCUGGGCGUUUUGCUCGUGUUGCAGAUUGCGGUCCAGGGAUUCCUGCAUGCUCGGAAGCUGGCGACUACCCCUGAUGAGGAGGAAAGCUCUCAGGGCGAGGCUUCGUCAGGUGCGGUGCUUGGCUCGAUUCAGAAUCCCUCUGCUAUUCCUCUGCUUCCGGCUUCUAUGCCUCUUUAUGACUUGGAAGAAAACCCCGGUGCUGUCUCGUGGAUUCCUGAAGGCCAACAGCGGAAGUGCACGCUUUGCCUGGAGAUGUUCAAGGAUCCUAGCGUUACGACCUGUGGCCAUGUCUUCUGUUGGAUUUGUGUGAGAGACUGGGUUCGGGAGAAGCCCGAGUGUCCCCUUUGUCGUCAGGAAGUAUUGCUCUCUAAAGUACUGCCUUUGAGAGGGUAG